This is a messenger RNA of Colletotrichum navitas, 650 nucleotides long. RefSeq lists its product as uncharacterized. The coding region runs from base 189 to 428 and encodes 79 amino acids. NCBI's taxonomy places the organism in Eukaryota, Fungi, Ascomycota, Sordariomycetes, Glomerellales, Glomerellaceae. The transcript has 2 exons. The record is from RefSeq and is a predicted model, not a curated record.
CUUACUGAUUUCAAAAUUAUUUCCUAAGACCAUUACCAAUUAUUGGCCAAUUUGACUACUGACGGCAAGAUGGCAUCAAAUAUCACUAGUACAAAGAAUGGGUUCUCGGGAACGGUGCCCUCUCCUCGAUCGAUGCUUACUGGUAUCUCCCUCGAAAUGGUCCAAGCUUUUGCGCCGAGUCUUCAAAGAUGCGGCAGGGAAGGAUAACCUUUAAGAGAUCAUCAAAGAUGUUCCUCUGGAAGACGACGACUACCUUGAGGGAGCCUGUCAAACGCAUUAUAUGCACAACUUGUAUAACUGAGAGGUGGUACCGCCCGAGAGUAUCGGGGAGCUUGGUCGUGAACCUGGGAACCCACAUGAACCGUAUCCUCAAUGUCAAUCCCGAGGUGUGUUACUGCCUUGUUGACCCUGGCGUGAACUAUUUCUAGACGCAGAAGUACCUGGACGAGAACGGUCUGCGGGACAGGGUCUGGCUGGACUGUCCGAAGCUUCGGAACGGCUUUAUUAUUGGAAAUGCACGAGAUCAUGGAGUCAGACCUACUCCAUAUUGCGGUAUGGAGAUCGUUCUCGCUAACGGCGAAGUAGCGCGUACCGGCAUAGGCACCAGGCAGAACUCCGAAGGUCACAUGCAAGUUGCCCAAGUCGUUCCU